UGCGCAAUUUGUACAUGCAUAGUGAUGAUUUAAAUUUGUUUUGUCCUGAUUAAGCCAUAAUUGCUUAAGUAUUUGGAUGUGCUAGUUACGGUUAAGGUAUUGUGUUUAUAAUGCCGUUUAAUUUUAGCGGAAAGAAAAUGUUGGUGACUGGGGCAGGGAAAGGCAUCGGACGUGGUGUAGCUAUUGCACUGAGUCAAAGCGGUUGUAAAGUUUAUGCUGUAAGUCGGACAAAGUCUGCGCUUGAUACGUUAGUGGAGGAAUAUCCAAGCAUUGUACCCAUCGAAGCUGACUUAUGUAAUUGGGACGAUACAAGAGUAAUUAUAGAAAAACUUGAAGCUUUGGACGGCUUGGUGAAUAAUGCUGGUAUAGGUGGUCAUGAUUACACAGCAUUGGAGUGUCCAAGAGAUUACUUAUGUAAGUUACUGGAUAACAACCUUCUUAGUGCAAUAAACUGUUCACAAGUGGUUGCUAAGAAAAUGAUAGAAGCCAAAGUUAAAGGAUCAAUAGUCAAUGUAUCAAGUAUAGGAGGCUUAGCUUCAUUUUCAAAUGCACUACCGUAUCACGUGUCAAAAGCUGGACUGGAUAUGGCAACCAAACAGUUAGCUCUAGAACUCGGACCACAUGGUAUCCGUGUGAAUUCCGUGAACCCAGCACUCGUUACGACACCAAUGACACAAGCGUACAUCGAGAAUGCGGGGGAAAGUGUAUUUAUUGAACGAUGCCCAAUGGGCAGGAUUAUUGACGUACAUGAAGUCGUAGAUCCUAUCCUUUAUCUCUUAAGCAACCACUCAUCCAUGGUGACUGGACAAACGCACGUUGUAGAUGGCGGCAUACUCUCUAACAUUACAGUCAAAAUCUAACUCUC
Molecule: messenger RNA, 865 nt
Organism: Mercenaria mercenaria
Lineage: Eukaryota; Metazoa; Mollusca; Bivalvia; Venerida; Veneridae
Product: L-xylulose reductase-like
Exons: 1
Coding region: 111-860 (249 amino acids)
Biological process (GO): glucose metabolic process; xylulose metabolic process
Molecular function (GO): L-xylulose reductase (NADPH) activity; carbonyl reductase (NADPH) activity
Source: RefSeq, a predicted model, not a curated record